Messenger RNA from Cynocephalus volans (Philippine flying lemur), 1090 nucleotides. It is a transcript of the gene TPPP3, whose product is annotated as tubulin polymerization promoting protein family member 3. Bases 205 to 735 code for a protein of 176 amino acids. The transcript has 5 exons. Gene Ontology annotation, biological process: microtubule bundle formation; positive regulation of protein polymerization; microtubule polymerization. Gene Ontology annotation, molecular function: tubulin binding. Lineage: Eukaryota; Metazoa; Chordata; Mammalia; Dermoptera; Cynocephalidae. The record is from RefSeq and is a predicted model, not a curated record. Gene Ontology annotation, cellular component: microtubule.
CCCUGGCUGCAGUCCCGCCCUGGAGCCGGCAGGGAGCGGAGCUGCGGAGCCGCCUGGUCUCCUGCGUCCGUCGGUGCAUUCCUGCGUCCUUCCGUCCAUCUGAACGCGUACUGCAGGAGCAGCCACGAGGCAGCUCCAGCUCCAACUCUGCGGCUCUGUAGCAGACAUAGUGCCAACUCAGACCUUGCAGGUUUUGAGGGUGGCAUGGCAGCAAGCACAGAUGUAGCUGGGCUGGAGGAGAGCUUCCGCAAGUUUGCCAUCCAUGGUGACCCCAAGGCCAGUGGACAAGAGAUGAAUGGCAAGAACUGGGCCAAGCUGUGCAAAGACUGCAAGGUGGCUGACGGAAAGGCUGUGACAGGGACCGAUGUUGACAUCGUCUUCUCCAAAGUCAAGGCGAAGUCUGCUCGGGUCAUCAACUAUGAGGAGUUCAAGAAGGCCCUGGAAGAGCUGGCAACCAAGCGAUUCAAGGGGAAGAGCAAGGAGGAAGCCUUUGAUGCCAUCUGCCAGCUGGUGGCAGGCAAGGAACCAGCCAAUGUGGGCGUCACUAAAGCAAAAACAGGGGGUGCUGUAGACCGGCUGACCGACACCAGCAAGUACACCGGCUCCCACAAGGAGCGCUUUGAUGAGAGCGGCAAGGGCAAGGGCAUUGCUGGCCGGCAGGACAUCCUGGACGACAGUGGCUAUGUGAGUGCCUACAAGAAUGCAGGCACCUAUGAUGCCAAAGUGAAGAAGUGAGGCCUGGGAAGGACCCCGGCGCGGCUGCCCCCACCAGAGGCUCAGGCCUGGGCCUAAGGGGCUUGUGGAGCAAGAGAGCCUAGUCCCCUCCCUGCUGGACCUGCCACCCAGAGCUUCCUGCCCAGCCCCUCAGGGCCAGCCCACCAGGCCUCUGACCCAGACUGCUCUGUGUCCCCUUCUUCCUCUUCCCUCCUCAACUUCUGUCCGUCCUGGGACAGCAUGUGCCUAAAGCCACACCACCCCAGCCCAGCCCUGGGCAUGGCUAACCCCGGCCUGCUUGCCUCAUAUUUAAGCUGCUGCUCUGGCCAAGUGCCUAAUUCUUACCCAGACCUCAAUAAAGACACCUUUUGUACCA